GUCCGUAUAAAAUAGAUGCGAUAAUCGCGUCCCACGAUUCGCUUUCGACCCGAGGCGACGUUCCGUUGUUUUAUUCGCGUCACGACCGGCUUUGAAACAGGGUUUUUUUUUACAGUCUUUGAAUUAAACAGUGCCGAAAUGGUGGACGCGCAAUUGGGGAAGAAGUACAAGUUGGCGUCGAGCGAGAAUUUCGACGAGUUCAUGAAGACUCUAGGCGUCGGGUUGGUCACCCGGAAAAUGGGCAACGCCGUCUCCCCAGUGGUGGAUCUGACCAAAGACGGCGAAGAGUACACCUUGUCGUCUUCGUCGACUUUCAAGAACGUCAUCCUCAAGUUCAAGCCGGGGGUGGAGUUCGACCAGGAAACGCCCGACGGGAGGAAAGUCAAAGCUACGAUCACGGUCGACGGGAACACCCUCCACGAGAUCCAGAAGGACCCGGGAUCCGGGAAGGAGACGGUCAUCGACAGGACUUUCACCGAUGAUGAAGUCAAAAUGGUGAUGAGCGUGGAGGGAAUCACUGCCACCAGGAUUUAUAAAAUUCAGGCCUAAUUUGUGUUCUUGCGAAGCGCAGCUCCGGACUGAUUAGUUUAGUAUUUUUGUUUCUCCUAUGGACGCAUUUACUUUGAUAAGUAAACGUUGUACUGAAGUA
Molecule: messenger RNA, 649 nt
Organism: Zophobas morio
Lineage: Eukaryota; Metazoa; Arthropoda; Insecta; Coleoptera; Tenebrionidae
Gene: fabp
Product: fatty acid-binding protein, adipocyte
Exons: 4
Coding region: 139-549 (136 amino acids)
Biological process (GO): fatty acid transport
Cellular component (GO): cytosol; nucleus
Molecular function (GO): fatty acid binding
Source: RefSeq, a predicted model, not a curated record